AUGCACAACGAUCGAAGAAAUAUUCUCUUUGAUGAUGUUGGUUUCAACGUGGACGCAACAUCACCAACACAAAGUCUGGAUUUUUUUGAUAGCGGGUUUAGCUCUAGAAGUUCUGUCGGAGGAGCUUCAUCACCACCUCUUGGAGGAGAUGUUCAUUCGAGCGGAGCAAUGGAUUCAUCAAUGAAUAUGCAUGCAUCAUCAUCAAGUGGUCAUAAUUCUGGUGUUGGUGGAUUUGGUAAUUUAUUUGGAGCCUUUCAAAAUGGAGGAGGAAAUAUGCUUUUUCAAAAUCCGGCAGCUGACUUUAUGUUUAAUUUGGGAGUCAAUCAAAUAUAUGACAGUGUUGGAGAACGAACAAAUGAUAUGAGUAGCCGAUAUUGGCAAUGGUUUGACGGAUUGAAAUGUUAUUUUAAUGUGACAAACAGUUAUGUCAGCAGAAAAUUAUUGAUGGUCUUGUUUCCCUUCAAAAAGUUCCAAGAUCAAUCCAAUACAUCAUCAGCCAAUUUCAACCCAUCUCAACAAGGAAAUACUCCUACUCCUCAACAGGAAAGACAUCUAAAUGGCCCAGAUUUAUACAUCCCUCUCAUGGGAUAUAUUACCUACGUAUUGUUGGUGUGUUUUAUCAUGGGCGCUUACAAGGAGUUUAAACCCGAUCUUCUGUACAGUAUCGGAAUGAAAGGUUUCAUCACGUCACUUUUAGAAAUUUCGAUUGUAAAAUUUGGAUUUUAUUUCCUUGGUGUUCCAAGUAGUUUAGGAGUUCUUGAUGUGGCUGCCUAUUCAGGGUACAAAUAUAUCGGAAUUAUUUUGACCUUAUUAUUGACAUCUCUAUUCGGAACCUAUGUGUAUUAUCCUGCAUUACUGAUUUUCAGCAUUAUGAUGUCCACUUUCAUGAUCAAGUCAUUAAGAAGAGCCGGUGUUCACUCAUCAGACAACAGUAUGAGACUUAGAGGAGAUAGCACUGCUUCAAAGAGAAAUUACUUUAUAUUUGUGGUAGCCCUUUUGCAAAUUCCAUUCUUCUUCUUCCUUACUUUUAGUUAUGCCAAGCCAUUGUUUGAUUUGAUGGCCUCUUCUUCCUCUCCAUUGAGCAAUUCGCCACUCUCGACAACAACUGACACAGGCAGCGCGUUGAAUCAGCCAAACACUAUCAACAACCUUAAAUAA
Molecule: messenger RNA, 1158 nt
Organism: Naegleria lovaniensis
Lineage: Eukaryota; Heterolobosea; Eutetramitea; Acrasida; Naegleriidae
Exons: 1
Coding region: 1-1158 (385 amino acids)
Biological process (GO): endoplasmic reticulum to Golgi vesicle-mediated transport
Cellular component (GO): endoplasmic reticulum-Golgi intermediate compartment; COPII-coated ER to Golgi transport vesicle; endoplasmic reticulum membrane
Source: RefSeq, a predicted model, not a curated record